AUGCUUUUGCUGACCAGUUCAGUAACAAUUCACAGACAUUUCCUGUUUUGUCCCUUUCACUCUUUCCUUUGUCGUGAAAGCUUCCAAGUGGGCAUCUUCUAGUUCCUCAAUAUUGUGUGCAAUUUGGGGCACAUCCCUUUUUCUCUCCUUCAACCUACACAUCACAAUAAUAUCCCCCACAGAAUAAGAAGGCAAUAUAGGAGAAGAGGCAUUUUUAUAAUGAGUUUUGACAAUAAUCGUGAGGCUAAUUAGCUGGAAGGAACUAACUCUAAUCAACACUUCUUAACAAAAAAAAUGUUCACUAUUACUUCCAUUCCUCACUUUUUGUCUUCUCAAGAUAUUUUUCGUCAUGCCCAUAGCACCAUUUCCAUCUUUCCAACAUACCUUUGGGGGUGAUUUCAGGUGGGGUUUGACAAAUUCUAUUGAUGUUGAGACAACCUUUUCCCCCUAAUUCAUUCUUCUAUAUUAUGACCUUCUCACUAGUUUUUAAUUUUGGGAAGGAGGGCAGCUUUUUCCUCACAGCUCCUUUACUCUUUUUUCCCCUAUUUUGUAUUUUUUUUCUUCCUCUUUUGAACCUAUCACACAUCCUUUUUCCCUUUCUUUUUUUUGUUUUUUGGAGUUUAGUUUUUGAUCAAUUGGAGUGUCAAGGAGAUUGGUUCGCCUUUCAUCUCUAGAUCCAACUAGCCUGACUUGGUCUCCCCUUAGGUUGUGAUAGUUGUGUAACUAGUGCUCUGGGAAACAUGCUUUUAUCUUUUGUUGAUUCUCCAUGUUGUUGUUUUUUAUUUUUUUUAUUUUGCAUGUGUAUUCAUGUUGCAAUAUUCUUAUGUAAUAUAUAGUGAUUGAGUCAUGAGACCAUUGACAUAGGUUAUGAUUUUAAGGACAUAACUCUUUUUCAUUGGUGUACUUUUUCCUUGUUCUUCUAAUGUACUACAUGCCCCAUCAUUCUAAAUAAUGUCUACCCUGUCUGUUCUGCAGUAGAUCCCACACACAAGUGAAAACUUGCUCUUUGUCCUAUAUGACUCCCAUGUUAACCAAGAAAUCUGUUAAUUGAUUACCAUUACGAUAAACAUGCAUUAUCUGCUCAAUUUUGGUGUUGUGUUUUAAUUUCAUUCCAUGUUAUGAUUUGUUACGUGUCUUUGUGUUAUGCUUAAUUUCUCAAUUUUGGUGUUAUGCUCAACUUUAGUUUUCAGUGGUUAUGUGCCUUCCUUUAUCAGAUGUACAAGUGCCAUUGA
Molecule: messenger RNA, 1232 nt
Organism: Spirodela intermedia
Lineage: Eukaryota; Viridiplantae; Streptophyta; Magnoliopsida; Alismatales; Araceae
Source: the annotation of a GenBank genome assembly